Messenger RNA from Salpingoeca rosetta, 4328 nucleotides. Its product is annotated as TKL/DICTY4 protein kinase. NCBI's taxonomy places the organism in Eukaryota, Choanoflagellata, Craspedida, Salpingoecidae. The record is from RefSeq and is a predicted model, not a curated record. Gene Ontology annotation, biological process: protein phosphorylation. The coding region runs from base 57 to 4328 and encodes 1423 amino acids. Gene Ontology annotation, molecular function: ATP binding; protein binding; protein kinase activity. The transcript has 3 exons.
GCCGCUUCGGCUGUCGCAGCUCGCUCACAGACGAAGAAUCAUUCCUCGCAAGCGAUAUGGCCACACCACCCGCCCAACAACACUUCCAGCCCACCACCCCCGCCCCUGCUGCUGCCAACUUGGUGGAGCGAAAGCGCGUGCAGGUACAGGAGCAACACCGCCAGCAGCUGGCCGCCAUCAAGCAAUUCAAGAGUGCCGGAGGCGUCGGUGAGGACACGGAACUGAUCGAUCCACCGCCCAUGGUGCACCCGGAGCAACUGGAGCGGCUGGAGCGCCGGCGCCGGUUUCGAGCGCGCCGCAACCACCUAGAGGCUGUCGAGUGCACGCUUGCGGACAUGCUCCCACCGUCCUGCCAACAUCACGACUCGCUCUCCAACCUCACCCUCAUUGUGCCUGCAGGCACCCAGCUCAAGCCUCAAAACCCGCUCCCAGCGGAGUUCACCAAGGAUGUCGAGUGGAUGGUGGUGCGUGGCAAUGGUCUCACCCUGAGUGCACUGAGGACCAUCUUGCAUGCAAGCAGCUGGCCCCGGCUGCAGCACCUAGUGGUACAAAGCUUGCCCGCUCCCACGCUUUCACUGGACCUGUUUAACCCGCUCUCGCAGCUGGUCACGCUGGACGUCUCUGGCAACGGCAUUGUGACGCUGCAGCGCGGCAAUCUGCGGCCGGCCCUCGCGGCACUGCUCACCAGCCUGGACGCUUCCAACAACCUCAUCAUGAGCCUCCACAGCAACCUGUUUGAUGGCAUGACCUCGCUGCAGCUGCUCUUCCUGCAGCACAACCAGCUCGAAACCGUGAAAUCCCGUGCGUUUGCAGCCCUCACCGCGCUCCAAAUCCUCGAGCUUGGGGAAAACCUGCUUACGCGCAUUGAAGACAAGGCAUUCGAGGGCCUCUCCAACCUGCUUGAGCUGCACCUGAACCAGAACGACAUUGACACGCUGACGGCGCACACGCUGGACGGCCUGUCCAGCCUGGAGGAGAUCUCGUUCCUGCGCAAUCCGUUUGGCAGUCUGCACCGGGACGCGUUCUGCGCCCUGACGAGUGUGCGCGAGAUCAACGUGGUGAGCACGGAGCUGACGUCGUUGCCUGAGCACAUCUUUGACAAGAACACGAGGCUGCAAAUCGUGGAUGUGCGCAGCAACCGGCUGUCUGCGCUUCCAAAGGGCCUGUUCGACAACCUGCCAGCCAUGGUCAGCAUGCGGCUGGCAAGCAACGUGCUCAAGUCCCUCCCCACCCACAUCUUCGAUCGCCUACCGCUCUUGCGCGAGGUGCUGCUGCACGACAACCAGCUGACCUCCCUCCACCCGAACCUGUUCGAACACAACCCUGACAUCUGGGUGGCCAAUCUGCAGCGCAAUCGCUUCAAGAGCCUGCCCCCCACCCUCUUCCAGGCCAACAAGCGCUCCCUUGAGCACGUGUACAUCGGCGGCAACGCGCUCAAGACCGUCGACGCCAUACUUGACGGCCUGGUGGCCCUCAAGUCCCUCUUCGUCCGCAGCAACAGGAUUACGCAACUCACCGCGGUCCUCCCCGCCUUGGAGGACCUGGACAUGAGCAACAACCCGCUGCAGCAAAUGCCGGACGUUUCAGCCAGCCCGCACCUGGAAACCAUCCGCGUGCAGAACAACCACAUCACGCAGAUUGACUUUACGCCGCUGCUGCAGCUUGCCAACCUGACCAUCCUUCGCGUGUCGACUGCCGAGCACCUGCGCGCGGUUGCGAGUGUGGAUGUGUCCAAACUGGACACGCAGAGGACGCGUCGGCUGACCACGUUCGAAGCGCGGCACCUCGAUCUCUCGCAGGUGUUCCACGCUGGUGGCGGUGUUGGUGGCAGUGGCGACAACAGUGGUGGCGGUGAUGACAGCAGUGGUGAUCAGAGUAACACGAACAACAACAACAGCAACGACAGCAGCAGCAGCAGCAGCAGCAACGACAGCAGCAGCAACGACGGCACCAACGGUAUCAGUCAACAACAGCAACAGCAACAGCAACAGCAACAGCAACAGAUGGCUGCCUUCCCCGUGAACGUGUCACUGGACAACCUGUACCUUGGAUGGCCAGGCAUGAACGAGGACACGGUGCCGCUGGAGGUGGUGUGCAACAUGCUGGACCCACACGUGCGGGAGCUGAGCAUCACGCACACGUCUUACACCGCCAUCCACAUGUGCCAGGGCAACUUUGACUCCAUCUUCCUGCAGCACAACACGCAGCUGCAGACCGUGCACAUUGAAGACGACAACCUUGUGCAGCUCAAUGUGUCGUUCAGUGAGCACCUGCACACGCUGCAGGCCCCCUUUGUUGAGGUGAUUGACGUGUCCAGCACCAAACUGGCGCCAACACGCGCCAUGUGCUCAUCGUGGGGCGCAACGAUGUUGUUUGCCCGGUCCAUGAUCGAUGAUGGCUUCCGGUCGCCAACGACAGCGCGCCGGCUGCUGCGCCGCUGCCUCACGUUUGUGCAAGUGGUGGACCUGUCGCAGAACGAGUGGCUGAACCAACUCGACCUCAUCACACCCAUCACGGAGCAGAUCACGGUGCUGGCGCAGCUCCAGUUCAAGUCCACAGACUUCAGCAUCACCCUCACGUCACGCACCUCGCCACCCAUUCUGCAAUUGGAGCAGGUGCCCAUCGAAUGCAACCUGCGGCUGCGCAGCGAGGUGUUGCGUCAUGCCCAAAACCUGGACGGCCUGUCCACUGAGGUUGUCUACUUCUUCGACUGCAAGUGCUCCAGCGGGCACCGCAUCGACAGCAGCGGCCACUGCCAGAAGGUGGUCGUGCAGCUUGCGCCCAUCAUCGUUGGCUCCGUAGUGGCUGGGCUGGUGCUGCUUGCUCCGCUUCUGUUCUGGCUGUACCGCCGUUAUAGAAGCACGCGUGCGAGUGACAGCUUGCACAAGCAGCUGCUGUCGGAGCGAGACGAGGAGGUGAUGGCACUGAAGAAGGCGUGGGAGAUUGGAUACGAUGAGCUGAGGAUGAUCAAGCGUGUAGCUGCGGGUGCCUUUGGUGUUGUAUUCAAGGCCAAGUGGGACACGCUGGCAGUGGCGGUGAAAGUGCUGCAGCAGACACACAUGAGCCUGGAUGACAUGUCCAUGGGCGCUGAGUUUGAGAAGGAGGUGGAGUUUCUGCAGCGGACACGGCACCCGCACGUGGUGCGGUUCUUUGGUGCGGGCACAGACCCCAACGGCAGCCCGUUCCUGGUGCUGGAGUUUGUGGCGAUGGGGUCGCUGCGCGAGCUGCUACAGCGUGACUGGGACACGAUGCUGAAGGAGGUCAAGACGAAGCAGCUGCAGCUGCACGCAGAUGAAGACGAUGAAGGGGACGGUGAGUAUGCUGCGAGUGGUGGCAUUGACAGUAGCAUUGGUGGUGGUCGUGGUGGUGGUGGUUGUGUUGAUGGUGGCGUACACGCGUCAACGCGUUCACCACCAUCUUCAUCUGGUGUUGGGGGACUGGUGGAGUCCCUGCUCGCCGCCCCAGGCGUGCUACCCUCAUCAACUGCUGACCAACAGCAACACCAGCACGACCAGAGGCGAACGCGAUCACGGGUGCAGUCUGUAAUGCAUGUGACGUCACCAUGGCAGCUGAAGCUGCGGCUGCUGCGUGAUGUUGUCAGCGGGAUGGCGUUCAUCCACAGCCUUGGCCACGUGCACAGGGAUUUGAAGAGCGGAAAUGUGCUGGUGUCUGCCUCGCUUCGCGCCAAGAUUACGGACUUUGGGUCCAUUCGCCAGUGCCUGGUUGGCCACGGACACACCACGACCACGACGGUGACCACACGAACGCCAAUACAUCAUCGCUCCCUCCUCUCCUUGAAUAGGCGAUCGAUGCACCAAGAUAGAAGCGACAGCAACACCAACACCAACAGCAGCAGUGGUGGUGGUGAUGAUGAUGAUGAUUGUGGUUGUGGUGAUGAUGGUGAUGACGUCCAAGAGGACCUGCCGUACUCGCAGCAGAUGGGUGGCGAGACAAUACACCUGACGAUGACAGCCGGUGUGGGCACGCCGCUGUACAUGGCACCAGAGGCGCUGACAGGCAGCAGAUAUGACGCCAAGGCAGACGUGUUCAGCUUUGGCGUGCUGAUGUGGGAGGUGGCGACACAGCGUGUACCAGACCUGAUUGCGCAGGAGAAGGGCAACAACUACCAGGGGCCCAUGCUGGCUAUGCUCAGCACCUUGAUGCGGGACGGCAAACGCCUGCGCUUCGAUGAUGAGAAGGACGCGUCUGUUGCCGCCUGGUAUCGGGAGCUGACGACAGAUUGCAUGGCGCAGUCGCCGACCCAGCGGCCCACAUUUACUGCUUUGAAGAAGAGGCUCGAGGCGCCAUCAUCAUCAACCAACGUGUAG